CUGGUAAGGGUAAGGGUUUUAAGGGCUACAAAGGCAAGGGCGGCCUCAGGCCACUUCGUGUUGGCCCUCGUGAUAAAGGGAGGCUCAUCUACGUUGGCAACUUACCUUGGAGGACAGCCUGGCAAGAUCUUAAAGAUCUUUUCCGUGAAUGCGGUGAAGUUAUACGUGUCGAUAUCGCCGAAGGUUGGGACGGCCGUUCUAGAGGCUUCGCCACUGUUCUCUUCGAGGAGAUCGACAACGCUGCCAAUGCUAUCGAGAAAUUCAACGAGUACGAGUUCCAAGGGCGUAAACUACUUGUUCGUGAAGACCAGUUUGUAUGAAGGCAAAUUAUCAGGUCU
Molecule: messenger RNA, 338 nt
Organism: Perkinsus marinus ATCC 50983
Lineage: Eukaryota; Perkinsozoa; Perkinsida; Perkinsidae
Exons: 3
Source: RefSeq, a predicted model, not a curated record